Toxorhynchites rutilus septentrionalis is the source of this 291-nucleotide messenger RNA. RefSeq lists its product as uncharacterized. The record is from RefSeq and is a predicted model, not a curated record. Lineage: Eukaryota; Metazoa; Arthropoda; Insecta; Diptera; Culicidae. The transcript has a single exon. Bases 1 to 186 code for a protein of 61 amino acids.
AUGCCAGACAAAAAACUUAAAGGAGGCCACAUGGCAAUCAUUGAGAAUUGGUACCAUCAGAUUCCUGCUUUUACCGAUGUGUUCACCGAGGAAAGUUUCUACAUGUUCGUGGUUUGUUUCGUACUGACGACAAUUGCCGUCGUGUUUAUUUUGUCACGUUUUAUCACUCUGAAACCGGUGGAUUGAAAUGCGCUGAACAGAAAGCCAGUGAGGAAAGCAGUGGUUAUAGAGUGUAGGGCAGGCCAGAUGAAAUGUAAAGUUUAGCUAAUUAAUAAACCUGUAUGUCUUUAA